AAAGAAACAGAGAGAAUUAGGGUUACUGUAUUAGUUAAGAGUUAUGGAUCCGCAAGUGGUGGUCGAUAAGAAAUCUGAGGAGCCUGAUCUGAAGCGUCAGAAGCUGGAUGAGAAAUGUGAAGAGGAGAUGUCGUCAUACAGCGAUUCUACGUGUAGUUUCGAUUCGGAAGAUGAACGAUUGGUCAAAGAAGAACUCAACAGAAGCGGGGAUUACGACUUUGACACCAGGAAGCAAAGACGCUUUGUAAUGCGCUAUCCUGUUAACUUCGAGGAUAGCGACGUUGUUGAUGAACCGGACACCGACGGAGAUUUGGUCCACCGAUUAUCCAAGAUUGCUCUUCAGAAACACAAUGAGUAUAACUUGACAAAUCUUGAAUUUGUGAGAGCUGUCAAGGCUAAUCGCCAUUAUGGCGCUGGAUUCAUUUUCUACAUCACCUUCGAGGCCAAGGAUAAUGAUUCUCACAUUAUUAUACCUUUUCAAGCUACCGUUCGCUACCUUCCACUGCAAGUAACCGUCUACCGUGUCAACCCUAAACCAUAAUUAGAUUGGAGUGUCGGUGCAUCUGACCUUUUGGAAUCGGGUUGUUUCUUAGUAUAAUGACAUUCUACUCAACUAUAUAUUAUCUGCAAACUUCUUUACUGUUACUGGGAUAAACUUAUGCAUCUUUU
Arabidopsis arenosa is the source of this 669-nucleotide messenger RNA. The record is from the annotation of a GenBank genome assembly. NCBI's taxonomy places the organism in Eukaryota, Viridiplantae, Streptophyta, Magnoliopsida, Brassicales, Brassicaceae.